UCAGGAUGAUCUACACCAUUUAUACAUUCCCUCCUUACAGUUAUUGUUGCUGCCAAUGCGUUUAGCUUGCUGGGGCUGACCGACUCGAUGAGCUUGUUCAACUACGGCCAGUGGUGCGGCAAGAGGAACACAGGACUCUUCCCAAAGAAUCGCACCCGCGUCGCCGUCUGCAAAUGCUCCGAUGGGGUGGAGACGUGCAGGAAAAAUGGGCCUCCCAUCGAUGGCCUGGAUGCCGCGCGUCUGCAGCAUGAUCUCUGCACUUACUGCACGAAAACGUCGAGAAAGUUCCACUGGUGCGAGUGCGAACGCGAACUGGUCAAGAAUGCCGUGAAAGCGAAAUGCUCGACUGCCGACUGCAUAAACUUCAGGAGCCGUGUGAUCAGUCUGUUCACUGUCAUCCCCUGUUACUGCAAACCCCUCGGGAUGUCGUGCAAGAAGUAUUGGCUGUUUGGUGACGCGGACUACUGCUUGAAGCAGAACUUUCAGGACUGUUAAUAACAAACCUCUAGGACUAGACGAUGUUCAAUGAAGUGUUUGUUGAUCGAGGGCAUAGCACUUUGCCAGCUGGUGUCUGUCGGUUACGUCACAUGUACACCAUGGUUUCGCAGUUACGUGAACCGGAAAUCACCACCUGGAAUUUGGCUAUCAAUCCAUAGGC
This is a messenger RNA of Lineus longissimus, 658 nucleotides long. RefSeq lists its product as uncharacterized. The transcript is spliced from 3 exons. The record is from RefSeq and is a predicted model, not a curated record. NCBI's taxonomy places the organism in Eukaryota, Metazoa, Nemertea, Pilidiophora, Heteronemertea, Lineidae. Bases 88 to 495 code for a protein of 135 amino acids.